AUGAAGUCCCUCAAGAACCUGAUCAAUGCCCAAUCUCGUCAACACCUUGGUCGCAACAGUGUGACUGAUGACUUGAUCAUUUACAUGGCAUUGAAUGAACUACCCUCUCAGUUUUAUGCCAAUCAAGGCAAGCGUCAUGACACCGGAAAGGCGUUUUCCAAGGCAACUCCAAAGAGCCGCAAGUGCUUCUACUGUGAAGGCAAAUACAACGUCAACAGCGUGGACCACAUGAAGUGGGAUUGCCCUAAGCGCCAGGAUGACUUUCGGCGAGGCUGGGCGCAUAGUUCGAUUUUCGAAGAACCGCGGCGAAUCGAAGAUGCGGUGCCCAAGGGUCGUGAUGUUCGCACCGAAGUGGCCUGCGGAGCCGUCGUGACGCGUGAAGAAGUGGCGUUGCCUGCAUCGCCUCCAAGCCGUCAAGAAUUUGACCUGCCGGACAUGUCUAUGGACGACAUGUUUUCGUGCCCUGAUGACAGCGAUAUGCUGUCCUACUCUCCCGCGUUGGCUGUGGACACGACGUCCACUCCUCGUGUCGAGACGAUGGCGGCAUCCAUGCGUGACCUGUCCGUAAAGAUGGACCAGUCGUGAAUGGGCACUCGAUGGUGGUUGCGGCCACCACAUGACCGGUGACAUUAGUUUUCUAACCAACUUAACAAUGCAUUCUGGAUUCACAUUUGCAUUUGCUGGUGGUCAUAAACUCGUUAAUACACACAUGGAAGUUGCGAA
Messenger RNA from Aphanomyces astaci, 723 nucleotides. RefSeq lists its product as hypothetical. Lineage: Eukaryota; Oomycota; Saprolegniomycetes; Saprolegniales; Verrucalvaceae. The record is from RefSeq and is a predicted model, not a curated record. The transcript has 3 exons. Bases 1 to 585 code for a protein of 194 amino acids.